AUUUCUCUGCAACACUGGAUCGCACUGCCGCCGCCGCCGACGCCUCAACUUAUCGACAGCGAUCGAUAGCCACGGCCGGCGACGCACGGCACGACUCUCUCAAUCGGUCGCGGCCACGCGCGGUCGGCGAGGCCACCGUGUACGCCGGUAAGAACACGCCGCCAAGAGGCCUAAGCUAGCAGUUGGACAAAAGCCCAAAUUAACCAUGGAGCACUCACCUUCAAACAGGAUGACCUUCCUUCUCCUUCUCCUCCUCCAACUCCUCAUUGGAUGCACACACUAUGCUCAGGCCAACCCUGGCCAUCACAUGAUCGACUCCAUCUUCAGCUUCGGCAACUCGUACUCCGACACCGGCAACUUCGUCAAGCUUGCCGCGCCGCUGCUUCCCGUCAUCCCAUUGGACAACCUCCCCUACGGCGAGACCUUCUUCGGCCACCCCGCUGGCCGUGCCUCCAAUGGCCGACUCAUCAUCGACUUCAUCGCCGGGCACUUUGGAGUCCCUUUCCUCCCCCCAUAUCUUGGCCAGGUGCAGAACUUCAGCCAUGGCGCCAACUUCGCCGUCGUCGGCGCCACGGCGCUCGACCUCGCCUUCUUCCAGAAGAACAACAUCACAAACGUUCCCCCGUUCAACAGCUCACUGAGCGUGCAGCUCGAGUGGUUCCACAAGCUCAGACCUACCUUGUGCUCGAAAACCCAAGGGUGCAAACAUUACUUCGAGAGAUCGCUCUUCUUCAUGGGAGAGUUCGGCGGGAACGACUACGUCUUCCUCUUGGCCGCCGGCAAAACCGUCGACGAAGUCAUGUCAUGCUACGUACCAAAGGUCAUCGGAGCCAUCUCUGCCGGCGUCGAGGCGGUGAUCGAGGAGGGAGCCAGGUACGUGGUGGUGCCGGGCCAGCAGCCGACGGGUUGCCUCCCGGUCGUCCUCACGCCAUACGCGAGCCCGAACGCGACGGACUACGACGCCGGCACCGGCUGCCUGUGGCGGUUCAACGAGCUCGCACGCUACCACAACGCGGCGCUGUUGGCGGCGGUGUCGCUGCUCCGGCGCAAGUACCCGUCGGCCACCAUCGUCUUUGCCGACUACUACGACCCGGUGAUCGAGUUCAUGCAGAAGCCAGACGAUUUCGCAUUCAGUGACUCGUCCAAGCUCCGGGCGUGCUGCGGCGGCGGCGGCGGACCAUACAACUACAACGCGACGGUGGCGUGCGGCCUCCCAGGCACAAGCGUGUGCCCGACCCCCAACACGUCCAUCAACUGGGACGGGAUCCACCUCACGGAGGCGGCCUACGCCCGCAUCGCCGCCUGCUGGCUGCACGGCCCGCACGCGCAUCCGCCCAUCCUGGCGGCCGUGCGCCGCCGCACGUAGACGGAUUUGAGGUUAUGUAGAAAUCCAUCUACUGAAAUGCUGAUAAUACUCUAAGCUACCCUUUGUCAACUUCACUUUAGUUUUUCACAAGCUCGUUUUGUAAACUGAUAAACGAUACGUUUUCUAAUAAAAAAUAGAAUAGGAAAGUUACUUUGAAAAGAUCAUAUUAUUUUUCAAAAAUAAGUUAAGUUAAUAUUUAAUUAAUCAUGUGUUCAUGCAUGGGUAUCACGUAAGUGGAUAUAUGGUACUUAUUGAAUCUUUUAUGGGCCUGAGUCGGUAUGUAAGAUAUAUAUAUCAUACAUUGUUUAUCGAUGCCGAUUAUAUAAUUCUUAUUAUGAUGUCGUAGUUGCUAU
Molecule: messenger RNA, 1719 nt
Organism: Oryza sativa Japonica Group (Japanese rice)
Lineage: Eukaryota; Viridiplantae; Streptophyta; Magnoliopsida; Poales; Poaceae
Product: GDSL esterase/lipase At5g45910
Molecular function (GO): hydrolase activity, acting on ester bonds
Source: RefSeq, a predicted model, not a curated record